GUGUGUGUGUGUGUGAGGACAGUUGUCGUGCAGCAGGUGGUCGUUCAGGAUUUAUUUAGAAGCACCAGAAGCUCCCAGUCUGCUGUGAACACGAGGCUUGGACCAGAACCAGACUGGAUCAGAACCAGACUGGAUCAGAACCAGACUGGACCAGAACCAGACUGGACCCACAGAGCCUGCCACAGAACCCGGGCCGAGUCUCCCAGAGAUUCUGGGUUUUCUCUGGGUGAGCGAUCCUCUACGCUGACAGCACACAUGGCCGGACUCUGAUCCAGGACCAGCUGGAGGCCACCGCCGCCGCUCCACACUGAUGGAGGUGCGGCUGUUACCAUGGGAACGCUGCAUCCACCUGACCCUGCUGCUGGUUCAGCUGAGUUUACCUGAAGCUGCAGCUUCCUGUCGGAUCCUGAGGUGCAACGCAGAGUUUGUUGCUGCGACUGUCCACCUGAGCAGCAGCAGCGCCGCAGCUCUCAGCAGGGAGGCGGUGAACUCCGCGUACUGCGGCGCCCUGCGCUCCUACGGCAUGUGCACCAAGAGGAUGGCGCGCUCGUGUCGAGGAGACCUCGCAUACCACUCUGCAGUUCAGGGCAUUGAGGACCUGCUGAUCCAGCACCGCUGCCCCAGGGCGGGGCCCACGCUCCAGCCGGGGCCCCUGCCUCAAGGCACCAUGUCAGGAGACACCUGCCUGUAUGAGAGGAACCACGUCAGCAGAGAGGGACAGAUGCCAGAGUACCUGUACUGCAGCGUGUUCGGAGACCCUCACAUUCGAACCUUCAAUAAUGACUUCCACACAUGUGCUGCUCGGGGGGCGUGGCCGCUCAUAGACAAUGACUACCUGUAUGUACAGGUCACCAGUACGCCAGCCAAGGGGGGGGCGUACCCCACAGUUCUCUCCAAGGUCACCAUCAUCUUCAAGAGUUGGCGUCAGUGUACUGACCAGCAGCUGUACCAGGCGGAGCUGGACGACGUUCCUGCCGCGUUCUCUGACGGCUCGGUGUGGAGUGGUGAGCGCCGAGGCCACCGCAUCCUGACGGUGCGGACCGAGAGCCUCGGCCGGCACGCGGAGAUCCGAGCGGCUUACAUCGGCACGCUGCUGGUGGUGCGUCAGAGCGGCCGUUCCCUCAGCCUGUCCAUCCGCUCGCCCCGCGGCAUCGUGGAGGCCUUCGACCCCGAACACGACCUGCAGCUCUGCAUGUGGGGCUGCCCCGCCUCCCAGAGGAUAAACACGCUGCGCCCCACAGCGCCGGACUCUUUGGCUGCAGCCACCAUCAGAGCAGAAGCUCACUGUGCUGCCCUGCUUCCUACCCAAGAUGUCUACUAUCACGCAUGCGUGUUUGACCUGGUCACCAGCGGAGACCCGAACUCCAGCAGGGCCGCUGUCAGCGCGCUGCAGGACGCCCGCAACAUGAUGAGCAACAGGCAGGGCGUCCACCUGCUUCCUGCCGCCGCUGCAGGACGAGCGCAACUGCAACUGCCGCUGCUGCUCAGCAUGCUGGGAGUCCUGGGCGCCGCCUGAAUGGACCUGAACCUCUCAUUAAACACAACCUGCAGCUGAGCUGGGAGAGAUCCUAACAUCUCAACACAGCGGCAGAGGUGUGGAGGCCGCAUCAAGCACAUGACCCAGAGGUCCUUUUACAGCCAUUAUCAGUCUUCUCAGUUACAGUUUGGAGUAAAAAUCCAGUUUUCCAGCUUUCUGCAACAUACAAAUAUCUCCAGAGCUUUGGAAACAAAUUGGUACAGGCCUAAAUACCUUUAACCUGGUUGGAUUCAUAAUGUGCAGCCAUCUACGUUCUGCACCUAAUCAAUCUGGUUCCACUCCCUUCCAGUCCCUUUGGGGAAAGGAGGGACAUUCAGCAGAACUUUUUUAAGUUGAUUGGUUGAAGGGACACCUGGUGCCCGCCUACCAAAGGUUGGUUUUAGCCAAUCACGUUAUCAAAUGAAAAUGUACGCAGCAGGCGCCAUGAGAA
Molecule: messenger RNA, 1967 nt
Organism: Fundulus heteroclitus (mummichog)
Lineage: Eukaryota; Metazoa; Chordata; Actinopteri; Cyprinodontiformes; Fundulidae
Gene: hjv
Product: hemojuvelin BMP co-receptor
Exons: 4
Coding region: 311-1516 (401 amino acids)
Biological process (GO): BMP signaling pathway
Cellular component (GO): plasma membrane
Molecular function (GO): coreceptor activity
Source: RefSeq, a predicted model, not a curated record